Fusarium venenatum is the source of this 1137-nucleotide messenger RNA. RefSeq names its product XPA protein C-terminus-domain-containing protein. Gene Ontology annotation, cellular component: nucleotide-excision repair factor 1 complex. Gene Ontology annotation, molecular function: damaged DNA binding. Gene Ontology annotation, biological process: UV-damage excision repair; nucleotide-excision repair, DNA damage recognition; base-excision repair. NCBI's taxonomy places the organism in Eukaryota, Fungi, Ascomycota, Sordariomycetes, Hypocreales, Nectriaceae. The record is from RefSeq and is a predicted model, not a curated record.
AUGGAACGGCCAUCUACACCACCUCGGGCGACAAAGCCUGCGCCUGUUAUUUCUCCUCCCACACCAGAAGUUACAAAGCGCAUAGAAGAAAAUCGACUUCGCGCAAAGGCAAUCAGAGAUCAGCGUGAAGCUGAACAACGAGCGACCGGCACCGUACCCGAGAUUCCCAAAAGCUCCGGCGGCUUCGUACCAACAGACGAUGUCUACAUCUCUAAAACUGCCGACGGAAAGCGACCUUAUAGCUCCAUCUCGACGACAGAAUCUAAGGGAACGAAUCGAGAUGGGCGCAACAAGGGCGAUGAAGAAACCCUGCGCCCUGCGCGCAAGUUUACAAAGUUCGUGGAUUAUAAUAUGAGCGCCAUGACAGAUACAAAGGGUGGUUUCUUGUCGACAGAAGAUGAUCCCCAUAACUAUGCGCUCGGUGGCAAGAAGCAGGACGACGCACAGCGACCAAAGCACAUGAGCGUUCAGGAAUGGGAGAGGUUACAGUUAAUACGGAACUUGAAGCGACUAAAGGCUGGGCCAUUCGAACCGGGUCUUAGUGUUCUUGCUGAUGACGAGACACGAAAGAAGUGUAGGGAUUGCAGCAGCUUGGAAAUCGAUUUUGUCUGGGAAGAGGUCUUCCAUCUUUGUGUCUGCAAUAAAUGCAAGGAAAAGUACCCUGAGAAGUACUCACUGUUGACCAAAACCGAGUGCAAAGAAGACUACUUGCUUACUGACCCCGAGCUACGAGACCCUGAAUUAUUACCUCAUCUUUCCAAGCCAAACCCUCAUAAAUCCCACUGGCACGACAUGAUGCUAUUCCUUCGCUGUCAGGUGGAGGAGUAUGCUAUCAAGACGAAGUGGGGUUCAUCAGAGGCAUUAGACGCUGAGUACGAGAAGCGCGAGACUCAAAAGAAGGCUCGCAAGGAGGCCAAGUUUAAGGAGAAGUUGUUGGAUCUAAAGAAAAAGACACGAACAGACGCUUUCCGCCGACAGGCCGGCAACCUGAGCAAAUCUGGGGCAAGCAAGUUUGGAGAUGCAAUAGGGGGUGGGAAGCAUGUGCAUGAGUGGGGAAGGACAGUUGAAAAUGAGGACGGAAUGACAGUCAAGACGUGUGUUGACUGCGGUAUGGAAGUCGAGGAAAUGGAGUUUUAA